AUGGCGGCGUUUGCCCGGAGAGUUAGCAAACUCCUCCGUUUAUCCCCAUGCGCUCGAAUUCAAAUCCUCUCGGACCUACACCUCGAAGUCGGACAGCAGUACUCGUCCUAUUCGUUUCCCGCAUCCGCGCCACUUCUCCUCUUGGGCGGUGAUGUCGGGCGCCUGGCCGACUAUGACGGAUACCUGCGAUUCCUCGAGGCGCAAACCUGUCGAUAUCAGAAGGUGUUCUUAGUGCUGGGGAAUCACGAGUUCUACGGUUUGGACUACGACUCUGGAGUCAGUGAGGCACGUCGUCUCUCGGGGGAGUCCUCGCUUUCCAACCGGCUUGUUCUCCUCCACGAGACCCGGUGGGACGAUCCCGAUUCUCCGCUGACGAUCCUUGGCUGCACGCUCUGGUCGGCGAUCCCCGAGACAGCACACCUCGUGGUCGAGUCCAAGGUCGCCGACUUCAAAAAGAUCAGCGAUUGGAGCGUGCAGAGACACAACCAGCUCCACGCCGAGGAAGCUGCAUGGCUCCGCCAGCAAGUCGAGCAGAUGGAACGGCAGGGCGGCAAUCCUGCGAGACGACUCCUUGUUGCGACACACCAUGCGCCCUGCACCGAGGGAACGUCUCGGCCAGAGCAUUCCAGAAAUCCCUGGACGUCUGCGUUUGCGACUGACCUACUGGAUCACGGAGAUUGGACAGGUGUCAAGACGUGGGUGUUCGGCCACACGCAUUAUUCGGUGGAUUUCGUAAAGAACGACAUCAGGCUUGUCGCCAAUCAGCGGGGUUACGUGCUACCAGGCAGCAUCGUGGUCCAGGGGAAUCGGGGCAAUUCGACCAAGAGGGCGGCUAAUGAAUUUGAUGAUUCAUUCACAAUCAAGAUGUAG
Molecule: messenger RNA, 870 nt
Organism: Colletotrichum higginsianum IMI 349063
Lineage: Eukaryota; Fungi; Ascomycota; Sordariomycetes; Glomerellales; Glomerellaceae
Product: Ser/Thr protein phosphatase
Exons: 1
Coding region: 1-870 (289 amino acids)
Molecular function (GO): hydrolase activity
Source: RefSeq, a predicted model, not a curated record